AUGUUCACCUCUUUAGGGGCAGCCUUGACCUUUGUCACGAGUUUGGCAGUUGGUAUUACUAUGGUAGUUGGGGUAAAUGCACUUAAUUCAGCUCCCAGUUAUAUGCUAGAUUACUACAAAUACGUUGUUGGACGUGAAGAUGCCGUACCCAAUAAUGAAAAGUUUUGGCAAACCGUCCUUACAUUCUAUCAAGUUGUGACAAUGGUUACACAAACCAUUUUCAGUCCUUUAAAUCUAACCACUUUUUGCUGCCGUUUCUCAGUGAUGUUUCGAUUGUCUGCGGCUAGUUUACUGAUGCUUAUCGAGUUACUCGUUAUAUUGGUUUUGCCAGUAUCUUCCACUGUUUCAGAGAACGGAGCGAUUGUGGCUCUUAUGAUUAUGGCCUUUGUGGGUGGAGUUGGACGUGCAUUUUAUGAAAACACGGGUUACGCAUUAUUUGGACCUUGUCCGACUGUAAUGAUGACAGCUGUGAUGACGGGUGUUUCCGUUUCUGGUUCCCUCACAUCUGUAUUACAGAUUAUUAUUAAGGCAUCCAUGUCAGACAGUUUUGAAUCUGUAAAGAUUCAAUCGUAUAUUUAUUUCAGUCUUGGUAUUGGAGUGAUUGUUGUGACGCUGGCCUUAUUAAUUCUUCUAUCAACAACGAAUUCUUAUGCUAAGAAGUAUGUUGCUGAAUUUCGUUCAAAACGUGGAUUCUGUGCCAAUAUUUACCGUAAGUCUAAAAGAAUUGCUGUUUCUGAGCCAACUGGCGAUGAGCUUGCGGUCUCUGGUGGAGAUGGUGUCAUUGUAGAGGAAUGCUCUACUCCUGGGACAAUGAGGAAUAAGGAAGAAGAAGAAGAAGAACUCACCACAGCAGAAUUGAUUCAGUCUGUAAAGCUUUGGCCUGUGAUUAAGAAGAUCUAUGGUUUGCAGUUCUCAUGCUUCUUCACAUACUUUAUCUCAUAUCUUCUCUUCCCUGGUGUGAUGCUUGCGGUGGACUAUGAUGAUGCGUGGUAUGGAACUAUUGUUAUGGCUGUCUUUAACGGAGCUGAUCUCAUUGGUCGAUUAAUGUGCUUAAUUAAGUGUUUAUGGCCUCCUCGUCGGUGGGUUAUCAUUGGUUCAGUACUGCGACUCGUUCUCUUUCCCUUGAUGAUUCUCUGUGCAACUCACCACAUCCCCACACAUGCCGCUGCAUACGUUAUUGCAUUCUUGAUUGGAAUGACUGGUGGGUUUAUUGGUACAAUGUCAAUGACGUACACACCAGAGACGGAAGGUAUUAACACGAAUGGAGAACGAGCGUUGGCUGGUCAGGCCUCAGGUGCGUGCCUAUUGUUGGGAAUUGCCAUGGGUUCUCUUCUUCAACUUCCUAUCAUGCUCAAGUUGUAA
Messenger RNA from Trypanosoma theileri, 1362 nucleotides. RefSeq names its product nucleoside transporter-like. The record is from RefSeq and is a predicted model, not a curated record. Gene Ontology annotation, cellular component: plasma membrane. NCBI's taxonomy places the organism in Eukaryota, Euglenozoa, Kinetoplastea, Trypanosomatida, Trypanosomatidae. Bases 1 to 1362 code for a protein of 453 amino acids. The transcript has a single exon. Gene Ontology annotation, biological process: nucleoside transmembrane transport. Gene Ontology annotation, molecular function: nucleoside transmembrane transporter activity.